This is a messenger RNA of Syngnathoides biaculeatus (alligator pipefish), 1817 nucleotides long. RefSeq names its product cathepsin K (gene ctsk). The record is from RefSeq and is a predicted model, not a curated record. NCBI's taxonomy places the organism in Eukaryota, Metazoa, Chordata, Actinopteri, Syngnathiformes, Syngnathidae. The coding region runs from base 177 to 1172 and encodes 331 amino acids. Gene Ontology annotation, molecular function: cysteine-type endopeptidase activity. The transcript is spliced from 8 exons. Gene Ontology annotation, biological process: immune response. Gene Ontology annotation, cellular component: lysosome.
CUCCUUCUUCUCCUUCUUCCUGUCCGCAACUCCUCCCCGAACCCUGAACUGCUGUUUUCACUUCCUCAAAACUCCAGUCCAUAUAAACCAGACCCUGACCUACUUGUGCAUUGGACCCGCCCGGCGCCCAAACAAGACGGCUUCGACAGAACCUGACUGCCUUCUGGAAUUCGAGAAUGUGGCAGCGUUGCGUUAGCGUGCUGCUGCUGGCCGUGUCGGCCGUGGCCCGUCUGGAUCAGGUGACCCUGGACAGGCAAUGGGAGCAGUGGAAGAUCACCCACGCUCGGGAAUACAAUGGCAUGGACGAGGAGGGCAUCCGGCGGGCCAUCUGGGAGAAGAACGCGCUGAUGAUCGAGGCCCACAACCAGGAGGCGGCGCUGGGCAUGCACUCGUACGAGCUGGGCAUGAACCACCUGGGGGACAUGACGUCGGAGGAAGUGAUGGAGAAGAUGACGGGCUUGGAGAUGCCCAUGACGCGGGAACGCGGCUUCACCAUGAGUCCGGAACAGCAGGCCUACGCGCUGCCCAAGUCGGUGGACUACCGCAAGAAGGGCUUGGUGACCCCCGUCAAAGACCAGGGUUCGUGCGGGUCCUGCUGGGCCUUCAGCUCGGCGGGAGCGCUGGAGGGUCAACUGGCCAAGACAACCGGUGAACUCCGGGACCUGAGUCCUCAGAACCUGGUGGACUGCGUGACGGAGAACAGCGGCUGCGGGGGGGGAUACAUGACCAACGCCUUCAAGUACGUGAGGGACAACGGAGGCAUCGACUCGGAGGAGGCCUACCCGUAUGUGGGAGAGGCACAGAUGUGCCGCUACAACUCGUCAGGCACGGCGGCCGAGUGCCGCAGCUACAAGGAAAUUCCCGAAGGCGACGAGCACGCCCUGGCCGUGGCGCUCUUCAAGGUUGGCCCCAUUUCGGUCGGCAUCGACGCUUCCCAGGGCACCUUCCAGUUCUACCAGAGAGGCAUUUACUACGACCCCAAUUGCAACAAGGACGACGUCAACCACGCCGUGCUGGCGGUGGGCUACGGCGUUACCCCCAGGGGCAAGAAGUACUGGAUCAUCAAGAACAGCUGGAGCGAGACCUGGGGCAACAAAGGCUACAUCAAGAUGGCGCGUAACCGCGGCAACCUGUGCGGCAUCGCCAACCUGGCCAGCUACCCCGUCGUGUGACCGCCUCUUCUUAUUCCUUGAGGAUGUUUGGCUGUAUCCAUGGCGACCAGUCUUUGGUUGUUGGUUUUUUUUUGGGUGUGUGUCUUCACGUUUGUUAUGUUAGCUGCUGUUUGCUGAAAUGUUUUUGACCUCAAAGCACGCACAUUAGCAGCGUCGCCGGCCGACGCAGUUCUGCGGACCCCCCCCCCCACUCCCCCCCGACAUGACAUCACUGGGGGAAAAGGUAUCUGUCUUCACAAUAUAAACAUAACGUGGCCGCAAAAUAUCACAUUAUGGCCAUGACGUAGGGGUAAUGUAGGCAUAACGUACCAACAUAUUAAAAUGAUUCUUGGACAGUUUAGUAAGCACGUGGAACGUAUUUAGUGCAUAUUAUACAUCCGCACAUAUUAUGAUCCUCAUCAAUUUUAAAGGCUUGACCUGGAUCCACGAUACCCAUGUAACAGUCGUUCAUAUUAAAUAUUAACAACCUAUCUUAGGUAGCCUGCUUCACAAAAUAAAUAACAUAAAGUGAAGAUGGAUGAAUUGCCCCCCACCAAAUUUCAUGUCUGGGGUUCCGUACAAUUCAGCACUUUCAUUCUGAUCAUUGUUAUUGGUGUGUAAAAAAAGUAUGUUUUGUAUGAAAUGAAAUUAAAAGUUCUAAAGACA